This is a messenger RNA of Xenia sp. Carnegie-2017, 8398 nucleotides long. RefSeq lists its product as uncharacterized. The transcript has 41 exons. Lineage: Eukaryota; Metazoa; Cnidaria; Anthozoa; Malacalcyonacea; Xeniidae. Gene Ontology annotation, molecular function: calcium ion binding. Bases 151 to 7386 code for a protein of 2411 amino acids. The record is from RefSeq and is a predicted model, not a curated record.
ACUUGGGAGAACCUUAAACCAAAACAACCUUUAAAUAACACCUAUGGCGGAGAAAAUGCUUUCCAACUCUUGUUGGCCAACACUGCCGAUAGCAAAGCCGUUACAUUGUAUAUUUAUAAAGAUAUCGACUGGUCAAUUGGGGUUUUUAGAAUGGAUUAUGCUAAUUUCAUUGGAGCAAGUGACUUACCUGUGAUUGGUUAUAAUUCAGAUAACGAAAAUUUUGAGAAUUUUCGAACCUCUGGAACAGUUAAUGCGGAAACAGUUGAUGAUUACAUGAAUCCCACAACAGGAAAACGAGGAGAAAUUGCGUUUGAUUUGAGUUUGAAGAUAACUGAAGCUCCUCUUACAAGUGCAGAAACGUGUAGGCGAUGGGUUAAUGAACAGGUUGCAGAAAACAUCAGACGGGGGAAUUGCUCAACACCUUGUGCUCCAAAUCUACAGCUGGCUUUUCUUAGUUUAGGAAGUAAAUUUAUUACAAACUACCGUAGAUUUAAGGCAGGGCUUUCAACUGAGCUUGAAAACUUCUGCAUAUUUAGCGAUCAAAUAUCAACAGGAAACAGUGCGGAUGAGUGUUGCUAUAGAUUUCUUGGUAACAAAUCUUCAUACGAACAGUCUUUUAUCACCAAUCAAUAUCAGUCAUUUUUCCUAAGCACGAGUUCUCUAAUAAAUGCUGGUCCAGGGCACUGGCAUCAGUUUCAUCCAAGACAUGAUUUUAUGAAAUUUCAAGAAGAAGAGAAUCGCUACCAAGAAUGCUGCACCAACAUUAGUAGCACCCAAGAAUCAUGUUCGUUGUUUUAUAGCGUCCGCCCAAUAUGUAAUGACUCCCUCUGGACGUUUCCAACAACGUGGGGUUCUCUGUAUGGUGAUCCUCAUUUUGUCACACUUGAUCGUAAAAACUACACUUUCAAUGGCUGUGGUUGGUACACAUAUUUUAAAGGAAAUAUCCCAGGCAACAAUAAAAGCUCCCUUGUGGUUCAAGUUCGAACGUCAAGAGUGAAUUUUGUACUGAACGCUACAGGUUUUACUGCUAUCGCAAUAAAAGAAGGUGAAACAGAGACAAUUCAGGUUAAUCUGAAUGUAUCAGGUGGGCUUAAUCUUCAAGUAAACAAGGCUGAAGUCAAUCUUCCUCCACAAAAUGGAUCCUUACUUGAUAGUGGCAUUUCUUUAUCUUAUCUUAACAAUACGUUCGAAAUUUCAACACCUCUUGGGAAUGGAGUACGAAUAAAUGUAGCAGCAAAUGGUACAUUUUUUACUUUUGUCGUUGCUUUGCUGCAAGAAUAUAAAAACUCAUCGCUAGGACUCGCUGGGAAAUGGAAUGAUGAUAUUGAAGACGAAUUUACUCUUCCCAAUGGAACAGUUUUACCAAUUGAAGCUAGUGAUUCACAAAUUUUCUAUAACUUUGGAGAAUUGUGGAGAGUUCCAAACAACGAAGUAAUUUACCAAUCUGAAAAUGAUGAGGCUUUCAGGUGUCCUCCAAACUUUGUACCUGUGUUUAUUAAUGAAGCAUUGAAUAGUCUUAAUGCCGAUACCACGUUAAAAGAAGAGGCUAAUAAAGUUUGCGGUGAGGAUGUUACUUGCCUCUUUGAUAUUGGUGCAACACUUAACGUGGAGAUUGGGAAGUCAACAAUCGAUGAAAUUACCACAAUAAACAAUGAAAUUGAAGAAGCAGAAAACCGGCUACCUUUUUUCAUUGGAAAUGUAUCGACUAUCAACGUAACUCUCGGAGAAACAUUUAACUUGGUGUUAGAAGCAGAAGAUCCUGAUGGUGAUGCUUUGUCUUUUGCAAUUUCUUCUCUUCCCAAUGGGUCUUACUUUACCCAAACUGCAAAGCAUUUAAAUUUUACUUGGAAUGUUCAAUCUGACGAAGUGGUUGGUCUUACAUUCAUUGUCACUGAUUCAAAGAAUGGAUCGGCAACACUGAAUCCAGCUAUCCAACUUUGUAAAUGUCAAAAUGGUGCUUGUUUUGUACCUGCAGCAACAUCCGACGAAGUAGCUGCAUCUAAAUCUUCAUUUCUUAUAAUGUCUUGCGCAUGUCAAAUGGGCUACACUGGUCGAUUUUGUGAAUCAAUCCAAGAUUUCUGUGAAGGUGGUUUGUCACCACCCUGUCAUCCCUUGGUUACUUGCACCAACAAACCAACUGGUCCAGAAUGUGGCGGUUGUCCCAGUGGAUAUGAAGGAAACGGAUUAUUUUGCCUUGAUGUGGAUGAGUGCACAGAAGGUGUGAGUGGGUGCAAUCAACGUUGCACAAAUAACGCAGGCUCCUUUAAAUGUUCUUGUAUGAAUGGGUUUACUUUAGACUCGGAUGAAAGAACUUGCAAUGACAUUAAUGAAUGCAGAAGACCAAAUGAUUGUGCUCAGAUUUGUAGAAAUAACAUUGGCUCAUUCAGUUGUGGUUGUCGUUUUGGAUUCGUGGUUGAUCCAAAUAAUUUGCAAAACUGUAUAGCUCAAACAAAGUGCAGCGAAAACCACAAUUGUUCGCAAGAAUGUUUUUUUGAUAGUUCAAAAGGAGAAACAUGUAUGUGCCGUUCUGGAUACUUACUUCAAUCUGACGAGAAAACGUGUGAAGACAUUAAUGAAUGUACAAAUCCACGAAGUAACCUCUGCUCCCAAAGGUGCCAAAAUACAAUAGGAAGUUACAAUUGCAUAUGUUUACCUGGAUACACUUUGACAGGAAUAACGAAUUGCGAAGACAUUAAUGAGUGCUUAAUGGGCAGUUUUUCGUGCAAUGGAACCGGAGAAGUGUGUGAAAAUCUCCCUGGUGGCUUCAGAUGUAGAUGCUCAAGAGGAUUAAACUUAGUCCUGGAAAAUGGUAGAUGCGUAUUUCAAGACGGAAAUGUUGUGGUUGAUGGUGCUCCACCACCACCUAAGGCAAACAACGAACAAAUAAAUAAUGCUGUGGAAAUAACAAUCGUCAACUUCCAGACCUCAAAUUACACAGAAGAGAUAAACGACAAAUUCAAACAAGAGGUGGCCGAUUUACUUAAUGCCUUUUGCAACGAGAAUGAACUACGUCCUCAAGAUUGUGGCGUGUCGCAAAACUCUUUGCAGCUUAGUGUACUUAACGUGGAAAGACUUCCUGGUUAUCCAAAUAACACUGGAAACAACGUCACUCUAAGAUUUUAUGUUGAUUAUCCAGAAGAUAUUCGAAAUGGUACAAUGAACAGAGCAACAUUAGGAUCAAUUGUUUUCACCGAAUUGCAAAAAUUGCAAACCGCUCUAAGCCUGACAUUAAUUGUUAACACACCACUACUUGGAGAUGUGACACCACCAUCUGCAGCACAACUCAAUAACACCGUCUUGCUAACCAUUUCCAAUUUUGCAGCGAACCAGUGGACAACAUUAUACGACAGAAUUUUCAGAAGAGCAGUGGCUGUCACUAUUAAUAAAUAUUGUGAAAGGGACAACUACACUCGUUCUCAAGAUUGCCUUCUACUAGGCUCCGACAGUUUCCAGGAAGGACAAGUUAGUCGGACACCAGGCUAUCCACGUGCGAAUGGGCAAGGUGUUGAUAUCCAAUUUUAUGUCAAUCAAAAAAACUCACAAAAGCCUCUUCCUCGUCUUACACUUGCAUCAAUACUAGCUGAAACACCUCUAGAGGAUGCCCUGUCACGAAAAGUUGAAAUACGAUCUUCAUUUAAGCCCCUGGACCCACCACUUGCUAGCUCUGAACAAAUGUCUAACAGUGUUGUCAUAAGAAUCGAGUUUAGUUUGAACCAGUGGAACUACUUGAUCGACCGCCGAUUGAGAGCAACUGCUAUUGCCCCACGUAUUACCGAGUAUUGUAGUUCAAAUAACAUAGAUUGCCAAGUACAGAAUGGCACAUCGACGUCGUUUACCGUUGCUGAUAUCCAGCGUAAUUCAAGCACAACACCCACUCAAUUCAAUGCCAAUGAGAUUGAUUAUAGUUUCUACGUUAACUAUCCUGAACAAAACAAUUCUAUCACACGGGAGAUCCUUGCGUCUAUUGUAAAGGUUGAGUUGGGUGCAAUGCAAUCGUUAUCAAGGCUCUUAUUUUCACUUCAAACAUCGUUUGCACCUUCCACUCCUCCUGAACCAACCAAACUUCAGUCCAGAAACACAGUUCAAAUCAAGAUCAAAAGCACAAAAGCUAAUCAGUGGAGCGCAAUUCAAGACAACAAGUUCCGAAAAGCUAUCGCCUCCCAAAUAACGAAAUAUUUCUCUGAUAAUUUUGCUAUAUGUGUAUUUGAAAGUCAGUCAACAUUUUACUCUUCACAAGUGAUUCGUCUUAAAGAUUCUCCAGUACAAGAUGGCGCCGAUGCUACAUAUACGUUCUUUGUUAACUACCUUCCACCACGGAAUAGUCCCAUACAACGCAAUUUUCUUGCUGGGAUCUUGAUGAGCAAAAUUAAAGAACUUCAAACGGAAACGAAAUUUGAUCUAAUGGUGAACACAUCCACAUUAGCCGCACCAGCUACUGCUGCUGCAAAUAAUAAUACUGUUAUCGUUGCUGUUCUUAAUUUCACAGCAGAUCAAUGGUCGGCAGUACAAGAAAAUUUAUUUCAAUGUUACAUGGCAGCAACAAUUGCAGAAUUCUGUACGGAAGGUCGUGAAUGUAGAGCUACUAGGAAUCAAGUUUCGAAGUCCAACGUACAUAUUGUUCAAGGUUCUCCUAGACAAAAUGCUUCAAAUGUAAAUAUAGAGUUCUUUGUAAGCUAUCCUAGUGGUGGUAACUUAGCAAAAGAACUGCUUGUGGUGAUUCUUAACCGAAAUCUCACGUCAAUUGAAUCAAACAUUGGGCUUAGAAUCGUUCUUCUUACAACAAUCGUUGUUCCACCCCCACCAACAGCUAAUGAAGAUAAUGAGGCCAAUGCUAUAAGCAUCAUAAUAAAAAAUUAUCAAGCGAGCCAGUGGGAUCAAAGAGAUACGCUUUUCCGAGAAAAUAUGGCGGAAGAAAUCAACAUUUUCUGUGCUGAGGUUGAUAUUUGCAAUCCUCCAUUGGAUAAAGGAAACAAUCUCACCGCAGAAAAUAUUCAACGGUUGCCUGACUUUCCAAUCCAAGUUGGUAACAAUGCAAAUCUAUCUUUUUACGCCGAGCUUCCUCACAGAAAUGAGUCGUUACCUAAAGACCUUCUCGCAACAAUAUUCAUCGAAAAACAAGAUGCUAUAUUGUCUGGUCUGGAAAUUGAAGUUCCACCUGUAGACCUCCCUCGUGCAAAUCUUUCACAAGAGGAAAAGAAUAACACAGUGACUCUUGCGAUACUCGGUCGCAAUGUCGAUAAGGUAAAUCUGUUUGUCAUUUUUGAAAUAAGAAGAGUAAUGGCAGAAAGAAUGAACGAAUUCUGUUCUAGUACUGACAUAGAUAUUUGCCGACUUCAGAGAAAUAGUCGAAGAAAGAAAAGAGCAAUUAUUGGCCAAAGAUUUAAUGGAAAUGAUAUUACGAUCGACACGGAUUCCAUUACCAGUGUUGGAGGACGUGCAGAGUUAGGAAUCGGUGUCAACAAGCCCGGUGCAAGAGAUCCAGUCGAAAAAGUAAUCGUUGAAGAAGCCUUAAGUCAACCCUUACAAGGCAACAAUCUUCAACUGACUGUCGCUGAACCAAUGAUAAAUACAACAAAUCAUCCAAACGCAGUAACUCUUACUCUGAGGAAUUUCAAUCGUUCACAGUGGACACCAUCCCUUGAAAUAUCGUUUCGUUACAACGUGUCGCAGGCUGUCAUUGGGUUUUGCAGUUUGAGAUUGAAUUUGUGUAACUUUACCAGAAAUCAAGUGAAUAACAUCGAUUUCCAAAACGUCGAAAUAUUAACAGGCUCUCCAUCACAAAAUGGAGUGGAUUUACUGUUAUCCUUCUUUAUUCAAAAACCCGAGGGAUCGACAUUGUCUCCAGUGGUCCUUGCAACUAUUGUGGAGUUAGUAAGAAUAUUACCUAACUCCUACUCUGUGGAAACAUCAGCAGUAGAUGUCAACCUGUCACAACAGCAGCGGUCAAAUCUUGUAAAUCUCACAAUAUUCGAGAGCAGAAUUAUCAACGAUGAGGCGCUGAAAUUGGACAUUGAAAUUUCGAUAGCAAAGAGACUAAACAUGUAUUGUUCCAACAGAAAUGCUUCAGAAGUUUGUCAGUCUAACAAGAAUUUCACCUUCAGCGAUAUCAUUACUCGAGUUGAUACGCCAAAUCUGAUCCGUUUCGUCGUUUUAAAUCCCGCCACAACCAAUCCAAUAUCAUCUAAUGAUGUCCAGGAGACCAUAAGUGGAAAUUUCACGUCAAACAUUUUUAAAAUACGACUUUCUAUCGCAGCCUCUCCCACCACAGCCCCUCCAACCUCAGGUUCAUCUUCCACCCCACAGCCACCACAACCCGAUCCAAACUUGGCCAAUGCUAUCAGCAUCAUACUGAAGAAUUUUACUGCGAGAGAGUGGGGCACAAUAGAUUUGGUUUUCCGACAAAAAAUGGCUGAACAAAUCAACGUUUUCUGUGUUGAGGAGACUAUUUGUCAUCCAACGUUGCCCAAAGGAAUCAACAUCACAGCAAAAAAUAUUGAAAGGCUGCCCAACUCGCCAUUCCAAGUUGGUAAUAAUGCAAAUCUAUCAUUUUACGUGAAGAUUCCUCCCACAAAUGAAUCAUUGCCUAAAGAUCUUCUGACAACAAUCUUUACGGAAAAACAAGAUGAGAUAUUGGCUGUUUUGCCAGGUGUACUGAUUGAAUCUCCUCCAGUAGACCUCCCUCGUCAAAUACUUUCACCUGAGCAGAAGAAUAACACAGUGAGACUUACGAUAUUCGAUCGUGAUGUCAGUAAGAUAACUCUUCUCGUCAUUGUUGAAAUAAGGACAGCGAUGGUACAAAGAAUGAACAUGUUUUGUUUCGGUACUGAUGGGGACGUUUGUCAACUUCAAAGCAAUCUUCGAAGAAAGAAAAGAGAAGCUACUGGCCAAAGAUUUAAUGAAAGUGACAUUACUUUCGACACAGACUCCAUUGCCAGUGAUGAAGGAAGUACUGGGCUAGGAAUAGGCGUAAAUAAGCCUGGUACAACUGAGCCAGUCAAAAAAACUGUUCUUCAAGAUGCUUUAAGCACACCCUUACAAACCAAAAAUCUGCGACUGGCCGUUCUUGAAGCAGUGAGGAACUUAACAAGUCAUCAAAAUACAAUGGCGAUGACGAUGAUGACGACGAUAACGAUAAUGACAACGACGACGACGAUGAAAACGCCGACGAUUACAAAGCCGACGAUGACAACGCCGACGAUGGCAACGCCGACGAUGAAAACGCCGACGAUGGCAACGCCGACGAUGACAACGCCGAUGGCGACAGAUGACGAUGUCGAUUUACCAUUAAUAUUGGGUUUGUCUAUUGGUGGUCUGUUGCUGUUUGUUUUUUGUAAUCGUUUCAAUUAUAUAUUACAAGACAAAGCGGUCCAGUUCAUGGAAAUUUAACUUUCCAAGGCGUAAAGGAGUGACUCUCAAUACCACAGGUAAUAGUGAGGACGUCCAAGCAGAUUUACAAGAUUUCCGAUCCUUAUCUAAUCGUGUCGAUACGAUACAUGGAAUUAACGUAGAUGGCUCGCAAUCAAAUGUUCCAUAAGCAACUUAGAACUACACAAAUCUAAAGAAAAUGAUAUAACAGGAGCUCAAUUUAGAUUAAAUUUAAACUAAUUACAAAUAAGUAUAUAUAUAUCAUGUAAAUAAAUCACAAAUGGUUCACGUCAAAACAACAAAUAAAAGUCUCAUGUAUUGUAUUGCCAACACAAAAAAACCUUUGUGGGCUGAAAUGCUUUUACCUCAAACAUUCUUUUUGCUAUUUGCGCAUUAAGGUAAAGUUUAUAGUUGUAACAAUUACGCGUUAAUAUUGAAGUCUAAGAUGUUCCAGACUUAAUUUACCUAUCGAAGUUAUUGGAUAAGGACAGUGUCUUCACAAGCGACUUAAUAAAAUAUUGUUGUAGCUACUCGUUGUGGUGAGAACAACAUAAUACUAAAGUAUAAUGUUAUGAAUUGGUGGACAAAGCGUUUUGUGUUAGGCUCCUCAAUGAAGAAAUGAUUCUUUUUAAAAGACGAUCGCAGAAUUUAUAUUGAUACAAUGGAUGACGUCAAUGUUCUCCAUGAAAUCCAUGAAAAGGUUGGACAUAAAUCAAACGAAGUCAAUAAAAUGGAUAUUGAAAAAUUCUCAUAUUUUGACAAUACAAUAAUUGUAUAUUAUGUUUCAGCAUUUAUGCUAAGUCCAAAAAUCAGGAGGAAUUUUGUUGCUUGCUAUAUAUGUUAUUAUAACUAUGUAGCCAUAUGCGUGGGAUCUUACAACGUCACAGUUAAUAUAGUGUAGACGUAAAUAGACUGACAACAUAGCAAAAGACAUGGUUCAAAUUCCUUUCAAUAUUAUUGACAUGUGUGCAUAGUAUUUAUAAUUUCUGAAAAAAAUAAGACGAUGACGAAUGAAGAUAAGUGGAGAAACAAA